AUGGAAUUAGGGAAAUUGCCCCAAGACGCGGUCAUCGCAAUAGGCACAAUGCCAGCCUUCCUCUCAUGCUACUUCAGGACUCUUGUCCCCGGUCUGGGAACGGUGCUUCUGCUUUUCAUUUCCAGAGUGGAUCCGUGGCCACACAGGGGUCAUGACGUCCAGCUCCAGAUAGAAGCUGUUAAGCAGAGCAUCCUAGUGAGGUUGGGCUUGGAGAUGCCGCCAAUCAUCCGGGGCCCCGUGGAUCAAGAAGAGAUCCAAAGGGCACAAUUGCACUACCAGGAAUUGCUAGCACAGCUCCAGGCAAAUCGAACGACGCUGCCACCAUCCACCACUCUUCACCUUUUGCAGCCUGAAUUUGUGCACACAAAUGAGUCCGCAUCUGGAAAUCUUCAGGCUGCCGCACAUGUGCAUCUGGAAUUCUCCAGGACAUCAGAACUUCAUCAUAACCUCAACGUUCUCCGGGCUGAAUUGACUCUCUUCAAAGAAUUGCUCAAUUCUCCUAGCAAUGCUCUAUCCAACGUAACAUGGCCAGUACGUGUGAAUCUCUACCAACUGUCCAAAAGGGAGAAAGUAACCCCCGAGCUGCUCAGUUCCCAAGAGAUUUCAAGGACUUCACCAAGCCUCAAUCUGAAGGGUGUGGUACAACAAUGGGUAGGAAGCUCGGAGCCCAAGCUGAAUCUGGGCCUGGAGUUUAGGUCAGACGAGGCUGCGUGGCUGGCUACUAGCAUGGCAGAAGAAGGGACAGGGAUGCCGUCCCUGACGAUAGAGGCCGAAACUCGAAAGGCAGUAAGGAAGGCCAGGCAGCUGGAUGAGGAAGAAUGCAGGAAGGGUGAUGGGAAGUGCUGCUUGAGGUCCCUUAAGGUCUCCUUCGAGGCCAUUGGGUGGUCGGACUGGGUGGUGGCCCCACGAAGCUACUCUAUGAAGUUCUGUGAGGGUUCCUGCCCGCACAACUACAAACCAGCCAGCAUGCAUGCCCAGAUCAAGGCCAGGUUGCAUAGCCUUUCCGGGGAGACGCCAGCACCGUGUUGUGUUCCCGCCGCCUAUGAGCCAAUGGUGCUUAUGCAUUAUGGCGAUGAUGGGAAUGUGGCCACCCAACUCUUUGAUGACAUGAUCGUUACACGGUGUCACUGUGCGUGAAGUUGGGGAGGGGGCCUCUGGGAGGAGAGGCAUCCCGUUUGCUUAAAUCAAGGAGUGCAAAAGUAAUGGACUUUUUUUUUUUUAAAUGAACUCAUAUCGAGUUGAGCCCUUUUUCGUGUGAAAGUGGACAUUUUCUUGGAAAAAUAAGUGUCUGAGGACCCAGAUUGUUGGGGCAAUACGCUGACUCUGUAAACAGCUUAGAGAGGGCUAUAAAGCACUGUGAAGCUGUAUAUAAGUCUAAGUGCUGUUGCUAUCCUCUCUACGAACGUCUUUCAUUCUUAUACAGCAAUUACUCAAGGCCCAAAUUAGCUGCUCCUUUAGCACCAUUUUUUUUUUUUUUUGGAAAACUGGGCCAUCUUCCUCCCAGCCAAUCAUCUCAGUCUAUCAGGGAUCAUUAUCACCCUGCAAGGCCAAUCAGAGAUCACAGGAUGAUAUUCCAGUGUCAUUUAUCAUCAUUAUAAAUAAGUGAAUGAUAGAAAUGGAAAUUGCAUCUUCAGGUUCUGAAUCUGGAGGAAAGAUCUGGAGGAUGUUUUUUAACAAAACAUGUGCAAAUACAGGGAGCUGCUGUGAAGAAGUACUGGGCCCAAGCUCAGAAUGAUGAUUUAAAAUUCCCCACUGGAUAUAUGUUUAUGCUCUUUUUUUCCCCUAGUUGCAUCUUUUUUUGUUCUGUAAUACAGAAUUCCUCCACUGAAUGCCCAAAAAAUGCUUCUUUCUGUUUCUUUUUUUUUAAUAUCACAAGUAGGUCAUGUAUUUUGUAGGAGGGGAACAGAUAAUUUCAGAUCUCCUCCUGAAUUUUUAAGGAACACGCACUUUACCAACCAAAAUAUUAAGUAAUAAUGUUCAUAAGGAAUAAAUCUGUGGGCUUUCUGAUGUGCUUUGUGGGAGAGAGGAAGCUGAUUGUCACUCUGUCCUCCAAGCAUCCCUGAGGAAACUCAACUUGUUCCAUUGUUCUGAUGUUUUUAUCCUGUUGUCUUAUUUAUUUUAACUUAUUCUCGUUUAUAUCAAUAUGAUUUUGUUGUUAGUUUAUAUUAUUUAUAAGAGAAGAUUUAAUUGGAGCGGGAAGAUAAUUAAGCAGAAAAUAAAAUUAGCAGAUCAGGAAAUA
Molecule: messenger RNA, 2239 nt
Organism: Pantherophis guttatus
Lineage: Eukaryota; Metazoa; Chordata; Lepidosauria; Squamata; Colubridae
Gene: GDF15
Product: growth differentiation factor 15
Cellular component (GO): extracellular region
Molecular function (GO): cytokine activity; growth factor activity
Source: RefSeq, a predicted model, not a curated record